Molecule: messenger RNA, 1620 nt
Organism: Nerophis ophidion (straightnose pipefish)
Lineage: Eukaryota; Metazoa; Chordata; Actinopteri; Syngnathiformes; Syngnathidae
Product: calreticulin-like
Exons: 9
Coding region: 130-1350 (406 amino acids)
Biological process (GO): protein folding
Cellular component (GO): endoplasmic reticulum membrane; endoplasmic reticulum
Molecular function (GO): calcium ion binding
Source: RefSeq, a predicted model, not a curated record
GCCAAGAGCUUGUCCAAUGAGCGUCGGCCAUCUGUGCCAGGCUGAGUUUUUGAGGCUUCAUCGAGUCAAAAGGACGCCGAGGUCUUUAUCUUCAGCCCGGCUCAUCUGCAGCGGACUCGAGGCGACACCAUGGAGCUGCCGGCAGCCUUCUGGGCACUUCUCAACUGUCUGGCGUUUAGUGCUCAGGCGACUAUCUUUUUCAAGGAACAGUUUUUGGAUGGAGACGGAUGGAAGAGCAGGUGGAUCCAGUCCAAGCACAAGUCAGACUACGGACAGUGGAAGCUGACUGCUGGACAGUUCUAUGGAGAUGCUGAGUUGGAUAAAGGUCUCCAGACCAGCCAGGAUGCCCACUUCUAUUUCAUCUCGGCCCGCUUCCAGUCCUUCAGCAACGAGGGCAGGCCGCUGGUGAUCCAGUUCACCGUCAAGCACGAACAGAACAUUGACUGCGGCGGCGGCUACAUCAAGAUCUUCCCCAGCAACCUUGACCAGAGCGCCAUGCAUGCAGAGACGCCCUUUUACAUCAUGUUCGGUCCCGACAUCUGCGGCCGCAGCACACAGAAAGUUCACGUUAUCUUCAACUACAAAGGACAGGGCUACCUCAUAAAAAAAGACAUCAAAUGCAAGGUAGACGAGCUGACCCAUUUGUAUACGCUGAUCAUCAAUCCCGACCAGACGUAUGAGGUGAAGAUCGACAACACGCAGGUGGCGUCGGGCUCGCUGGAGGACGACUGGGACAUGCUGCUCCCCGAGAAAAUCAAGGAUCCCCUGGCUAAGAAGCCCAGCGACUGGGUGGACCAAGCUACCAUCGAUGACCUCACCGACACCAAGCCUGAGGACUGGGACCAGCCCGAGACAAUCCCUGAUCCAACAGCCAGGAAGCCAAGCGAUUGGGACGACGGCAUGGAUGGCGAAUGGGAGCCUCGCAGGAUGACCAACCCGGAUUAUAAGGGCGACUGGAAGCCCAAGCAGAUAGACAACCCUGACUACAAAGGAGAGUGGCUACACCCCGAGAUCGACAACCCGGAGUACGUCCACGACCCCACCAUGUACAAGUUUGACAACAUAGCCGUUCUGGCUCUGGACCUGUGGCAGAUGAGAUCUGGAACCAUCUUUGACAACUUCCUCAUCACCGACGACAUUGCAGAAGCCGAAAAGUUUGGGGAGCAGACCUGGGGGGUCACCACGGAACCGGAGAAGAAGAUGAGGACGGAGCAGUUAAUGCAGGAGCAGGAACAGGAACAGGAAGAAGUGGACGGGGAGCAGCACGAGAUAGACCAUGAGGAGGAAGAUGAUGAGGAGGAAGAUGAUGAGAGAGUUACUGAGGAGCACGUGAAGAAUACAGAAUUGUAGUAGUCUUGGUUGAGCUGGCGGAGGCGGGGCUUAGUGUGGAAGAGGGCGGGGUUAGAUAAAUUGAAAUGGUCUUCAUGAAAGGGAGGGGGUGGGCUUUACAUGUUGUCCUCUGAGGAAUCCCCAAUUUAAUGUGAUUGAAUUGUCUGUGAGACCAAACUUUCACUUUCACUUUGGGUCUUCCUGCAGAACACACUAUAUGUACGUACACUGUCAUGCAUCGCUUCUGUUACCCAUAAACAAGAAGAUGUGUCAAUAAACAAGUAAAUCUGG